UAUUAUGCCGUCACCGUACUCGAAUUGCCACCAUAGGCCUAUUACCACCAUUUCAAAAUCUGACCUAGGCUUAUAUAAAGGUCACGACCUUAUUGAUUGAGGAGCCAAUAGCCUAAGCCUCGCCAAGGGUGAAAAGGCUGACUCGAGUCGGAGCCUAGGCCACAAUUUCGAGACUCGAGUCGGAGCCUAGGCCUCAUAUUAAGACGAAUCAGAACCUAGGCCUCAUUUCUAGAUUCAAUUCAGAGCCUAGGCCUAAAUUUUAGGACCCUAGGCUUGAUUCGACUCGAUUUCGGCUACCAUGUGGCACUUCUUCCUUCUGGCACUGGCUCUGAGGUCCUGUGCGACCUCCUGGGCGCUGGAGAGGUCCGGGGAGGCCUCGUGCAACCGGACGAGGCAGGUCCUGACGGGCUCCUGGGGUGUCAUCACCGACGGGCCGGGCAAGUACCCUGAGGCGUCCCACUGCCAGUGGCUCAUCAAAGCAUCCUCGCCUGGCCAGUUUAUAACACUAAACAUCACAAGUAUUCAGAGUGAAUGUUCGUACGACCACAUUUAUGUAUACGAUGGCAAACAUAUGAAUCGCUUAUGCUUGGGAUGUUUCUCUGGUAGAACAGUCCCACUUGUAACUGCUAAAUCGGGGUUCAUGCUUAUCCUCCUGUACUCUGACACAAAUUAUGCAUUGGAUGGAUUUGUUGCAGAAUAUUCCGUUACCGAUUGCCCUCUAAAUUGUUCUGGCCGAGGUCACUGUGAGAACCAUAAAUGUAUCUGUGAUGAACUUUACACCGGAGAAGGUUGUGAGCACCAGUACUGUCCAGAGAACUGUGGAAUGGCCUCCAAUCACGGUAACUGUUCAAGACCCCUUGCAACACCUCGGGAACCCAGGCCUGCUCCAUAUUGUCUUUGUAACGAGGGUUACUUAGGCGACGGGUGUUCACUGGGAACUCACGACUCAGAAGGAGGCUCUUGGCACUGGUUGUGGCGUGGGGGGCCUCCCCUCAGUGAAAGAACCAGUCAUGCCAGCGUAUAUUUGCCACACCUUGAUCGUUUAUAUGUAUAUGGAGGAUAUAACCUGAAUCAGGUAUUUGGUGAUCUAAUGGUAUUUGACUUAGGCACCAGCUUAUGGGUCAACAUUAGCGAUCCAUCCAGUCAGAGUCAGCUUAGCCGUCGCCUCAAUGCCCAACGUUCUGCUCGACUCAGAGGCUUGGCUGAGCACCACAUCAUCACUAACAGCUCACUUCUUAGAAACCUAACUUUUUCAGUCAAUGGCAACAACACAGUGAGUGUAAAAGUUAAGUCUCUCUCAAGUGAACCAUUAAGGAUGCGACGCAUGAUAAGGCCAAGUGAAGAACUCAAUCACACGCCUGCAAGUCAUAGUUUGAGAGGGAUGACACCUGGACCAAGAUAUGGUCAUGUCAUGGAGAGAUUCGGCAAACAUUUUGUCAUGUAUGGUGGAAAAUUGACAUCAGGUGAAGUCAGUAAUGAAUUAUGGUUGUACAACACAACGUUGGAUGAAUGGCGCCACCUAGAGGGACGAGCUCAAAGCAAAGAUGAACCGGAUUCCACCAACGACAUAAAUUUUCCUCCAGGUCUUAUGUAUGCCACUUUAACCCUUGUGGAUGAAAGCUGGCUGUACCUCUUUGGAGGGAGUCUUCAGCAUGGAGAAUUUUCAAAUGCUAUGUACAGGAUUAACCUUGAAGGGGAAAAAGUGUGGGAAAAGGUGAUUGUGCUUGGUGGAAAUGAGUUAGAUGUGCGUUUAGUGGGUCACUCGACUGUGUUUCAUGCCUCCUCCAGAUCCUUGCUAGUGUAUGGUGGUAUUCGAGUUGACAUAGCCAGGUUCUCUAAGUUGUCUGACAAUCUGUUGGCAUUUGAUGUUGACAAGCGAUACUGGUCCCGAGUCAAUUAUCCUAAGCUUCAUAACAGCCAGAUGUCACGUAUUCCGUUAGAGCGGGCUUUUCACACUGCACUUAUAGCUGGGAACUACAUGGUGGUUUUUGGGGGUUAUAUGCACAAACACAAGGAAGAAGAAAAGUGUUACGAUGACCAAGUUUAUAUUUAUCACCUUGGCUGCCAUGUAUGGAUGUCUCAUCAGCUGACAUCACCCAGCCUUUCAUUUCCCUAUCCGAAGAUACAGGGUGUAUAUGGGCACAGUGUCUUCUUGCGUGGUGGUAACACCAUGGUGGUUGUUGGUGGAUUUCAUGGCACAGUGAACGGUCAUGUUCUGGCAUACGUUUUACCUUCUUCUUUAGUGACCCCCUCUAAUCAAGAGUUUGACAUUGACGAAGCUUGUCGAAAACAUGCCACUCAGGCUUCAUGUGUUUCCAACUUGGAAUGUGGAUGGUGCCCUACAGAUAUGAGCUGUUACGAUCGCACUCGAAGUGCCAACUGUACAAAUAAUCUUCAGACUACUCAUUGUCCAGGACUUUGUGCUUCACUUCACUCUUGCCAGUCCUGCGCUGUACAUGGGAGAACAGCACGCAAUGGCCCUUGUGUUUGGUGUGUUGAAACUGCCAAAUGCCACGAUAAAGAAGAGGCAAAUGGCGGGCAAGGUCGUUGUGGUUCUCCUGAUGACAAUCUCUCAGGUCAGGUAGGCUGGUGGGGCCCACAUGGCCACGAUUUGGACACACCAGAAGAUUGUCAGUUGAAAGACUUGAGACCUGGCAUCACGUUUAUACGUUACCGCCAUCCAGUGGAUCGUACAAAUCCUGAUUAUGUUGCAAUUUUGAAUACAACACUUCACUCACUUCCAGACACUCAGGAUUUCCAAGGAGCACGUGAGCUGCAUACAGGUGGAAGCACUUUGGCACAGUUUAUGGGGUUUAUUCACCCUGUUGGAGUCCAGUCAACAAAGAACUUGAUUAUGUAUGUUCAACCAGCCCAUUUAAAUGCAUCUUUAUGGAUCUCAAAGGAUGAAAAGCCUAAAAAUCUUGAAUUGGUGGCUAGUAUAGAUUCAAAACAAGAGAGUCAUGAGACUGGGUGGAGACCAGAUGGAGGAGCACUUUUUCCUGUACUAUCACGGGAUCAACGUUACUUAACAAAAAUGGAGGUGCACUUACCACUGAAACCAUUAUCACCGCAGUCACGGAUGAUGAGCAUUUUGUGGAAUGCUCACACAAAAUCAAGAGGCAUAAUGACCUCAGAGUAUCUGGAGCCUUUUAGUGUGGGAGGUGCUGCAUGCAAACCUCACAAUACCUGUCUCGCAUGCCUUACAGAUGCCAAGUGUGGUUGGUGCCACAUCACUUCCACAUGUAUGGAUCGUCAAGAUCCCAAGACUUAUUGCAGUAACUCAUCUCUUACAGAUCCUUCAACAAAACACUUUCUGACACUGGUACCUGAGCAGUGUGUCACUUGUGAACAGUAUAUAUAUUGCAAUGAUUGUGUUGGGUCGGGAGUUUGUGAGUGGCUGCCAGAUGAAGCAUAUUGCUCAAGAAAGGGGAGAUUUCCUGGUGCUGUUAUGGAAAUAGGCAAAUGUCCAGCCCCAUGCCACAAACGAAAAUCGUGCACAACCUGCCUUGGUGAUCCUGGGAGAUGCGCUUGGUGUCAAGAAUCAAAGGAAUGCUUCCUGUUCUCAGUAUAUACGUCGGUUUACCAGUAUGGGUCUUGUCGAGUGUGGCUUGAUGAAGAUCAUACUAAUAUAACCACCCUCCGGCCCCCCACAAUUCCAAGUCCCACAGAAGCCUCUGAACCAAUUGGUACAACUUUACCAUACCUAACAAGUUCUUCACCGCACACAGCUAGUUCUGGGCUGCUUGUUGAUACAUCAGAGUGCCACAUCUGUGAGAGUUUGCAAACAUGUGAUGCCUGUAUGAAGACACUGAACUGUGGCUGGUGCUAUAAUGUUUUUAAUCCCACCAUUGGCAUAUGUACAGCUGGAGACUUUUCACAGGCAGAAAAAGGUGACUGCUCAGAUAUAAUAGCACCAUUUCUAAAAGCAGCGCAUGAAAGUAGUUCAGCUAUCGUAGAUUUACAAGCAUCAGAAACCAACUGGGCAUUUGCUUCUUGCCCUGAUGUGGACGAAUGUAAACUUGCUCUCCAUAAUUGCCAUUUGAAUGCUACAUGUACAAAUACACUCACUGGUUUCAACUGUACCUGCAACAGAGGUUUCCGUGGAAAUGGCCGAGAUACGUGUGAAAGGACGUGUUACGAGAACUGCAUUCAUGGGUACUGCUCAGGUGCACCAGAUUUCAAGUGCAUGUGUAAUCUUGGCUGGACAGGAGCAGAUUGUUCUAUCAACUGUGGAUGCCACAACCAUUCCACAUGCAACAAAGGAAUUGGCAUCUGUGAUCAGUGUCAGGACUAUACCACUGGGGAAUUUUGUGAAAAAUGCCGGCCUGGGAGUUUUGGUAAUGCCACAACUGUUGGGUGUCAGAUGUGCAACUGCAACGAUCAUUCGGAUGAAGCUAAGGGACGAUGUGACCAAACCACUGGACAUUGUUUUUGUAUUCAUAACACUUUCGGCCACAACUGUCACAAGUGUUUACCAGGGUUUUAUGGUGACCCACGCAAUGGAGGACGUUGUUACCGGGAGUGCAGUGCUCGCAACAUAUUGACCAAAGCAUCUUACGGACAUUUGGGAGCUCAGACAACAAAGUUGGAGGCUGGGACAUCAUGCAUGUGGAUAAUAACCCCAAAUGAUUCAUUGGAACCUCUUUCAGUGGCUCUUUCAGGGACAUACGUCAUUCAGAUCACCAUCAAAGAGAUCAACGUUAGAUGUGGGGAAGGCAUAGUGUACGUGUAUGAUGGCCUUCCAGAUUUUGUCUCGGGAGAUGCCUACUGGGAUCGUCAGAAAAACAAGAUUGGAGCUUUCUGUGAAAACAGAGCAUCAUACCCUCUGACUGUACAGUCAGUCAGUGGGUUGAUGACAGUAUUUUAUGAAAAGGCUUCCUUGACACAAGGUUUUAAUGCAACCUACGAGGUGCUCCGCUGUAAAGAAAAUACAGGAAAGGACAGGGUUUGUGUCAGUAGUAAGCCUGUUUGUAAGGAGAAAAGGGUUGGAGUUAAUUGCGAUAUUCCAAUUUGCCCUAAUAAAUGUUCAGAAGCUGAGGGACGUGGUACUUGUUCACUGACCUAUGGACGUUGUGAGUGUACCCCAGGUUUUGUGGGAGAAGAUUGUAGCAUUGUUCGACGAGAUCAUCAGGUGGUGGUGACAGAGUUGUUUUCCCCUGAGAAGAUCGCCCCUUCUGUGAUGCACCUUAGCACAGUUCUUCCUAGAAUGGGCCAUUCUUUAGUGGUUGAUCAUCGUGGAGCGUUAUGGAUUUUCGGUGGUUAUUCUUUGUCAAGAGGACCUCUUAAUGAUAUCCAGAAGUUUGACACACACAAUAAUAGCAACUCUUGGGAACAAGUAACCGUUAAUGUCCAGCCAGGACGACAGCCUCCCCCAAAUAGAUAUUUUCAUGCUGCAGCUUAUGUGGUAACGCAAAGGGAAAUGUACAUCUACGGAGGACUAAAUGGUACCUCAUUCUUGAAUGAUUUCUGGAAAUUUAAUAUUAUGUCUGAAAGCUGGACUAAGUUGAAAAUUCAUCCUGACUUACCGGCACUUGCAGGUCAUACUUUGACUUACCGCGCGGAUUCAGAGUAUCAGUCAUUGGUGCUUAUUGGAGGGGCCUCUUCAGAGUUUGGGUUUUUGGAACGCAUCUGGGAAUAUGAUCUCCGAAAUGGUAAAUGGCACAAAGUCCAAACAAGUGGUGCUAUUCCCAUUGGCAUUUAUGGUCACAGUACUGUAUAUCAUGAAGGAACCAAGACAUUUUAUGUGUAUGGAGGCUAUUCUUUCAAGGUUGAUCAAGUGGAUCAUUUUCCAGACCUUUAUGCACUGGAUUAUAAUCGUAAGAAGUGGUCUGUCCUCCCUCCAGAUCAUAAGACAAAUCUUAAUCCGGCAUCACUUCCAGCCCCAAGGACUUUCCAUUCAGCUGUCACAACUCAAGAUUAUAUGGUCAUAAUUGGUGGGGACAUAAUUGACCAUCUCAAUUCAGAUCAGGGGCUCUUGGUGUACUCAUAUAAGUGCAACAUGUGGAUACCACUUAAUGACAAGUUUAUAACCUUAGUAGGUCAUGACACCAUUCCACUUAUUGGCAACAGUGCAGCUGUUCAUGAGUCUAAGAUUUAUAUUUUUGGUGGGUAUUAUGGCAUUCUAGAUGGCAGCAUGAUUGAGAUUCAAAUUCCUCCAGAUCUUUGCACUCUGAAUGCUAAUCAGACUCAGUGUAGAGAUGUUAUUGGGUGUGCGAACUGCGUUGUUCACGAAAGUUCUGGAACAAAUACAUCAUAUUGUUAUUCUAACACACGCACUGAACCACUUACAUGCCUGACCCCUCGUGGUAGCAAAACAAGUGUAGUGGGUGUACGUUGUGAUGAAAGGCUCUUAGAGGAUCAUGAUUGCUAUCAACAUACCUCAUGUACAGAAUGUCUGGCUGAAUGGCCAGCCCAUCCACAUUCUGAGCAGCGUUGUCAGUGGUGCCUGUCUUGUUCUAAAGGCAAGUGCAUUCCUCGUGACAGUGAUUGUGCUCAAGAGAAUCUGUGUGAUUCUCAGGCAAGAAAUGACAGUAGUCCAGGUCGUUUCAUCAUAGAGUCAGAUAAGUGUUAUGAAGGAACUUGCAUUGCUUCAGACUGCAAUAAGUGCUACGACCUUCGUCGUUGCAUCUGGACACGUCAAGUGCGACGGUCCUCGGAAUCAGGUUACACUUUGAAUUCCACUCCCAAGUAUAACUGGAAUUGUGUGAAGAGUAAAAUCACACGUCAUUCCUCAUACAAAGUAGAAUUUUCUCCUCCAAGGCAGUGCCCUGUAAGGUGUCAUUAUUACACAAGUUGUGAAGAAUGUGUAAGUGCAUUAGGGGCUGAAGGAGGUUGGCAGCAAUGCCAUUGGUCACCAUCCUUGGGAGAAUGUUUGUCUCCUAGUUAUAUAGCUCUUCGUUGUUUGGGUGGCACUUGUGGCUUGAUAUUAUCUGGGGGGAAAGAACAAUGUCCUAGGCCUUGUGAAGAAUUCACAGAAUGUUCUCUAUGUCUCAGUCAGCCCAAGUGUGGUUGGUGUGCACUUGACACAGAAGUUGGUGGACUUGGUGUAUGCACUGAAGGACGUUUAGAAGGACCAUACAAGGGUAAAUGUGAAGACCGGGAUUUCAAAGAUGUCCUUGCAAAUAGUUCCAUUACUACACUCCACAGGCUUCAGUAUAACUCUCGGUUGUUAUCUAGUGCUAGUGCAAAUAGUUUGCCACGAGUUUCUUGGCAUUUUGAUGUCUGCCCACCAGAGAAUGAAUGUAAAAACCAGCAUCAUACUUGUGAUGCCAAGAGUCAGGUUUGUGUUGAUCGUCUCAAAGGAUAUGAAUGUGAAUGUUCUCCAGGUUACAAUAUGACAGAGGAUAGUGUUUGUAUUCCUGUGUGUUCUCAAGGUUGUCAGUUUGGAUCGUGUAUUGAACCAAACAAUUGUUCAUGUAAUUUUGGCUAUGUAGGCACAAAUUGCUCUACAAAAUGUCUCUGUAAUGGCCACUCGGACUGUCUAGGCCCAGAUAAAUUAAAUGUGUGCUUAGAGUGUCACAAUAACACAAUGGGGGAGGAGUGUGAGAAGUGCCAACCAAAUUUUGUUGGUGACCCAAGGAACAAUGGCCAUUGUAUCAGUUGUUAUGAUUAUUGCAAUAAACAUGCUAACCAUUGUAUUCCAAGUGAGCUUAUUGCAUCAUCAAAUUUAUCUGUCCCCUUAGACCCACUAUUAGAUAUUCUUGUUAUGAAGGUAACAGAAGGUGCUAGAACAGAUGCAGUAUGCUUGCAUUGUGAAAAUAAUACAACGGGGUCUAGAUGUGAUGACUGCCUUCCCGGUUUCUUUCGAGGUACCCAGAAUAUGCAGAGACGUUGCCGCCCGUGUCAGUGCAAUGGCCAUGGCACAACUUGUGAUGCAAUAUGGGGUACUAAUUGUGACUGUGGAAACAACACUGACACACCUUGUAAUGGCAAGCCUCAUGGAAGUAACAGUGACAAGGAAGAUGAAAAAUUUUGUUGGCAGCAGCAGUGUUCUAAGUGUAAAGAGUCAUAUAUUGGUAACCCAAGUAAUGGUCAUCAGUGUUUUAAGCAAAUGAGUGUAGAAAAAGAGUUUUGUUUAGAUCCUUAUACUCAGGAUGCUUGUAAUACAAAGCCGAGCCCACUUAAUCCAGGACAAACUGUUUUCUUUGCUGUGCAGCCAAAAUUUAUGAAUGUUGAUAUUAGGUUGAUAUUAGAUAUCACCAAAGGUGGUGCUGACGUUUACUUCAGUUCGCGAGAUGACACAUUUGUGGUGAAUGUCAAUCAGAGCACUAUGCUCCAUCAAGUAGAAAUUGAUGGUAAUUACCCCAUAGCAGAAGAGACUGCAGCACCUGUUAUGUAUGCGACCUCUCUGAAGAGGACAUAUGUGGGGACUGGCUUCGAUCUUUUUGACUUAAGCAGCUUUGCCAUGACCCCUAAAAAAGAGGUGGUUGUCAAUACUACACAACGGACAAUCACAGAGUAUCAUCUCAUAGAAAGAACAGCAGAGGGGUUAAAGACUUUUGCGACUAUUUCAAGAUCGAAUGAUAUUUUAAUUGUCAGGAAUGUGACCAAUAGACUUGUCAUUACUCUCCCCCAACACCAACAUGACUUACGAUCUGCAAAGUUUUUUGUUGUAGUUUAUGGUGUAGGUAAUGAGAAUGAAGUAGAAACACUUGGUUCUAUUUUCUUUAGACAGGAUCAACCAAGAAUUGAUCUGUUUGUCUUUUUUUCUGUGUUUUUCUCUUGCUUUUUCCUAUUUCUUGCCGUAUGUGUGGUUGUGUGGAAAAUUAAACAAGGAGUGGAUCUGCGACGGGCAAGAAGACGUCAUGUUGUCGAGAUGCUGCACAUGGCAAAACGUCCCAGUGCGUCCAUAACACUGGUACUUCAUUCAGAUGAUGAAUUUCAUUCUGAAAUCCAUGAUAUGCCCCCUGAUCCCACCCCAUGGUCACCAGGAAGACGUAAAAGGGCAGCAAAGAAGGACCGCUAUGCGGACGGUUUUGAUGUAGGGCCACUGGCUGUGGAACCAACUGAUGAUGGAGUUGCUGCAGUGUUGAGUGUUAUGGUACAGUUGCCUGGCGGGGGAAUUGGAGGAACCGUUGGCCAGGGAGAUGGUCCUAGACAUCGUUUAGCUUUAGGAUCAGCUUUGUGUUUGAUGGCUCGAAUAUAUCCCCCAGCUUCGAGACCUUUCCACCUUCGUCGUAGAACUUCUCAUAUGGCACCUUAGACUUCAGUGGAUGAAAGAUGAAAAUUUGCAAAGUACCAGGAGGCAGUUCCUAAAGCAGCAUUAUGGAAUGUGUAAUUGUCUCCGUGCAUCAUUUUCUUCAGUGUUUAGUGUUUUUAACAGUAUGACAUAUGGAUAUGCUGAAAAAUGUUUAAAAACAAGUUUGACAACUGAAAAGAUUCCACCAUGCAGAGAGAAAAAACCCUUUGUUUGACUUGUUCCUAAAAUAUUGUGUACAUUUGAAUGUUUUAUUUCUCAUUACUGAAUUUGGAAACAUUUAUACAGCAAGUCAUAUGAACCUGACGAUUAGAAUAGGUGGUCAAGAAAGAUCUCAUUUUUUAAUCUUGUAACCAAAUUUUUUAUUUUACCAUGUUCUUAAGUACUUCAUCUUUUGCAGGUAGUCCAAAAGUAGACCAGGCUUAUUUUGCUGAAUUUAGAAUGUUAUAAAUGUAUAGUAGAAUAGUAACUUUCAAAGUUAUACGAGUAUGGCGUUAAUAAAUGAAUUUUUAUUGGUUAGAUCAGAUUCUACUAUUAAAACUACCUAGAACUUGACCUGUUGUGUAUUUUCUUGUUAAAGGAAGGGGCUUUCAUGAUUUUAUUUUUCAUUAUUUUUCUUGUAUUUUUUGCUCUUAGGAAAAGUUGCCUGAUGUAGUUAUCAACUUUGGAAGCAGUUCAUCUAGGCAAUUGACAUUAGGUCAUUCAACUAGGGUUUUCAUGCUGUUCGGCAUUUUCCUCGUGAAAAUUAAUAAUCACAUUUCCUUGCAUACUGUAGGAUGGAAUAGACAAUAACUCCUUGGUGCAUAUUGCAGAUUCAAUCUGAAUAUUAUACUUGUAAAACUGCUGUGAUUUCAUUUCAUUGCUGUAAUAUACUUGAAUGGUGCAUUUGUAAAUGACGCAAGAAUAUUUUGUUUAUUUUGUGAUGCUUUGCUGCGUUGUUUUCCUUUUGUGGAAUACAUUCACCACAUUUUACCUUGUGUAUCGUUAGGUUGCUCUUAUUUUCUGUGAUACUAUUGUCGAAUCUCAUAGAAUAAGUGAGUUGAAUAAACGUAAGUUAAAAAUCACGAUUAUUUUUUCAUGUGUAUUUUGUUUUGAUUUUGUAACUAUAUUUUUAUUUUAGUGACAUAGUUUAAAGAAUACAGAAUGCUCAUAUGUAUUUAUAGGUAUCAUCCUUCAUAGAAUAUUUAAAGCUUAUAUAUAUAAUUAUAUAUAUAUACAUAUGUAUCUUACAGAGUUAUUGAAGGGUGGGGAGGGUUUCUUUCUUUCAGAAAUUUUUAAAUUUGUUAUUAGAGUAGGUAACAAAGGGAAUCUUAAGUUCUGUAUACUAUUUACAUAUUGAUAAGAUAACAAGUGCCAGUAUUGUAACUGCUGUUUGUUUUAGUCAUCAAUCAGGGUGUCAUCAUUAACUCUGUGUAGUAUUCCAGGUUGUACAUUACAAACUGUUAUGUGACAACUUCAGAAUUUUAACGUUUUGCGAUAAGAUUGAAUUUUGUUGCACUUUAUGCAGUGGAAUUGUAUAAGCUGAUAGAUAAGCACUACGUAUUGCAAUUCCGAGAUCAUUCAGAAUUUAGUGCUUUGCUGGCUUAAUAGGUCUCAUCUUUAAUAUUCCUUUAGUGAAAUGUUCUGUUGAAUCAAAGAUUUUUUAUAAUUUUUUAUAAUUGAGUACAUAUAUGUCAGAACUCCUAAAAACUAGCCAUCACUGAUAUUGUAUGUCCAAUAUGAAUGCUAUUAUGAAAAGUUUGGAACAAGGCAUUCAAAAUUAUUUACCAGAUUAGUUUGGUUGUCAGUCAUCCCAUGAUUGUAAUGUUUUCUGGAAAUUGACAUAAAAUUGGGUACUGACAUAUCCUCAUCCUUCUUCUCCAGACAUUAAAAGUAACCGAGGGUGCAGAUCAAAUAGAUGUAGUUGUAGUUGUUCUGACUAGAACUCAAUAUUUCUGUAGAUGGUUUUGUCACUUCAAAAAUCUCUCACAAAAAGUAAUGGGUAAACUUGGCCCACCCCUCCUCAUUCAUAUGUGAAAAGUGCAGUACUACUACAUUAGCUCUAAAUCAUGUUUUAUGUUACUUUUGGCUCUGAUUCCUUAAUUAAAUUUAGUAUAGUCUUUAACUUUGGCACUUAGUGAAUUUUAAGCAACUGUAAUCUGUUAAAUUAAAUGUACCUUAAAAUGGAGCAAACCCUUCAGGUUAGCCUUGCAUCACUGAGAAGUUCUGCAAUGUCAUAAACUGCUUUACAGUCAAUCAGUCAUUCUUUGACUUUAUAGGUCCUACCACUACCACUUGUAACAUAGUGUUGCUGCUACUACUACUACAUACUACUAUCACCAGAGUUAUGACAAUAAUUAUCACCCAGAGUCUAUUCCCAGUAAUUGACUUGAUGUUAUAAUUGUUUCUAGUCUCGCAAUGCAUUUUUUUUUUUUUUUUUGUACUUAGCACACAUGCUUUGUCUGUUACAGCACAAAACAUAAAUAAUACUGAGCCAGUGAUCUUUGUGCUGAUCUGUCACUAGUAACUUGUGGCUGCAAUAUCCAUGCUUUCUUGUAUCUGAAUCACUGGGUCUUAUUGAUUAUAAAGUUGUAAGUUAGGUGGUAGAUUUUAAAGAGGAAAAUUUUAUAUGGCACAUCAGUCAGGGUGCAAGUAAGCCUUUUGGUUGCCUGCACAUAAAACACCAUUUUACUUUGCUUAUUGUGCUUCUUUUCCAACAUUAUAAAAUAUGGUUUUAGGCUAUUUCUAGAUUCAUAGGGCUUGAUUGUAAGGUUCAUUUAGUUUGAGGUGACAAGUUGUUUUGAUUAUAUUGUAGAAUCUUGAAAUAUGAGUCUCUCGCUAAGAGAUUGCCUUAGAUUGCAGACAGUACUUCCCUUCAAGCAACGUUGGGUUAUGUUAGCCUAGCUGUAUGAAAAACUUCAUACAUAUCACUUUGUUAAAAAUUUUCAGCCCUGUGCAGCUUGCCGAAAGGGUUUGAUCUAAAUUUAUGAAAACAGAGUAGUAGUUGUGUCUUAUGUAUUAGAUCACUGCUUUUUAGAAAUUGCUUACUAUUUGGAUGGAGUGAAAUUACAAAAUAAUACUAGGGUAAAGUGAGGGAAGAGAUGACAAGGAAUGGAGUGUUUAAUGAUGUAGGAAAGCCAGGAGAAUAGUAUUAGCAGUGUUUAAGAAUGGUAAGGGACGGGUAAAAUGAAGUUCUACUUAAUACUAUACUGUUGGGAGCUCAAUUGAAAGUAGGUUCUCCAUAUUACUUUACCUACACAUAUACUCUGCAGUAGUAAAUAACACCACUUCUUGACCAACUCCGUUUAUGAAAGGAUCUUAGCUUAACCCAAGUUUGUGUGAGAACAGUGAUAGUGUUAUGUAAGGAUAUCUUGUGAUGGACUUUUUUUCUUGAGAUGCUACUUGAUUUCUGAGCAACUUCAACAGUGCUUGGGUGUUAACUCUAGUAAUAAUUUAGAUCUUUUGAGAAGCACUUGGAUUGUAAAAGGAGCUGUCAAAUAUACUAUCUGUAUUGUUUAACCUUUCUAGUUGUGCAGGAAUUUCAUAAUGAUCAUCAUUGUUAGUAGUAAUAGUAGUAGUAUUGGUGAUAGUUGUGGGAAGCUUUCGUUGGUAUUCAAUGAGAGGUGUGCAUACACAUAUUGAUUGCACAGUAAUAAAGAGUAAAAUUGGUGAAAAUAGUUCUUGCAACUUCAGCUAGAAACUGUUAUAUCUGUGUAAUUUAUGAAAAAAAAGUAAUAGCACUUCAUUUCAGUUUGGAAAGAUUCAACCCAAAAUAUUUAGAUAGAUAGAAAAUUUUUAUAAAAUUAGAAACAUUGAAGCCAUUAUACUUUAAAAUACAUAGUUUAGUACUCCAUGGAUUGGCCAUGUUGUGGGUAGAAAGAAUAAAACUGUUUUUGUAAAGGAUUCUGCGAAAGGAAAGAUAUUAGAAAACACUUGUGAUCAGGCACCAGUAUUAAAGAAGCACAUAGUUGCAAAUUUGUGAAAUAAAAGCACAGGAAAAAGUAGCCAUGUGAGUAGAAUUACAAUUGAACUUGCAUUCAUGAUAUUGGGAGGCAAAACUGUUUACAGUUUUAAAACGAUAAAUGUAUGACAACCACCCAUUCCUGUACUAGUGAAAAUAACUAGAGGGUGUUAUACUGUUUAUACUGUUAUACAUUUCUGCAAUAUUUUAUCCACUCAUGAUUAUAUUUAAGAUUGCCAAGAAUAGAUACUGAGCUGUUGUCAUUCUUUUUGUUGAAUGUCUUAGAGGAAUCUUGAGAAUAGUUUUCUAUCUCAGGAGGAGAUGACAAUAUUUGAAGUGGUCCAGUUUAAUAAUACCUGGUAGGAUGACUAACUACCAUACAGAAAAAAACAAGAAAUUUUUAGGUAAUAAAAUUUAUUUGAUCCAAUUUUUGGUAGUUUUGUGCUCUCUGAUUGCUGCUAGAUGUUUUUGUGUGAUGCCACUGUUUCCCACUGUAGGAUGGAUGGCCAUAUUUUAAGUUUAAUAGUAAGUACUGCAAUAGCUUUAACAGAAAUGUUUGCAGUUCUUUGUACAAAUUAAUUGUUAUACGCAUAAAGUAUUAUUUUUACAGCUGUAGUAAGGUAUUAGGAUUGUGGCAGAGUCUUUAGAUCCGUUAUUUAAGAUUAUAUCAGAAUUAACUGUUUAGCAUCAUCCUUGAUGUUUUAUCAUAUGCAGUCCAGUUUUCUGCCACCGUGCUUGUUAUGCGAGAAUAUUUGAUGAAAAAAGUGUAAAUGGAAAGAUAGUACUUUGCAUUAUUUAUAUAUAAAAAAAAUCACGAUUUAUUCAGUUUUCUAAAAUGCAUGUUAGAUUGACUCGGCUUGGAUAACCAGGCCAUUGCUUACUUACAGAAUUGUUAGGUACAUUUAUUUCAUCGAUUGAUAGACAGAACCAUUUAGUUUUGUAGAGAAUUAUGUCCAUUGUCUUCAUUAUUAGUGCAGAGUUCAUCAUUCCAUCAUAGAACAGUGAAGAUGUGAAAGAUAAGAGGUUGAAUCACAUGUGUAAGUUAUAUGAUCUUAUGUAUGUAAAGUGUAUGUCAUUACAUGUUGUUAAACCAUUGGCUUGGUUAAGUUGUAAAUUUUGUACAGAAUCUCCACAACUAAAAGACUUUCUGUUUAUAAGACUGCAGGAUUAUUGCUUUUAUGAAUACUGUAUAGCAUUUUGUGUAUGAUUUGUUUUAUAGUUUUGCUAGCCUAUUUAUUUUGUCACUUUUAAGAUAUCCUUUCUCAUAAGGAAGAAAUCGGUGUGACUUGUAUCUUGUGUGCAAAUUUUCCCAUCGAAUCUUUGCUAACUCAGAUGUUUAUUCAGGUAAUUAUACAUUUAUGUCUCAUAUCAAGAUGUACUUAAGUAUUUAAAAAAUGUGAAUUCGUAGCUAUUUAACACAGCUUGUUAAAUCCCCCCAAAAAAGGCUGUGCCAAUAUGUUAGAGACUUGAAGAUAAUCUAAGUUAAGUUUAGUCUACUUGAGAGUAAUAUCUAAGGUUUUAAGCUCACAGACAUUAAUUAAAGAAUCAUUGAAAAUAUAUUGUACCCAUAAA
Molecule: messenger RNA, 14708 nt
Organism: Macrobrachium nipponense
Lineage: Eukaryota; Metazoa; Arthropoda; Malacostraca; Decapoda; Palaemonidae
Gene: Megf8
Product: multiple epidermal growth factor-like domains protein 8
Molecular function (GO): calcium ion binding; protein binding
Source: RefSeq, a predicted model, not a curated record